Messenger RNA from Myzus persicae (green peach aphid), 4000 nucleotides. RefSeq lists its product as uncharacterized. The record is from RefSeq and is a predicted model, not a curated record. The transcript is spliced from 10 exons. Gene Ontology annotation, biological process: imaginal disc-derived wing hair organization. Bases 753 to 3572 code for a protein of 939 amino acids. Gene Ontology annotation, cellular component: cell cortex. NCBI's taxonomy places the organism in Eukaryota, Metazoa, Arthropoda, Insecta, Hemiptera, Aphididae.
CCGCGAAUUAACAGUCAGCCGGAGAACACGAUAUAACGUCGAUAACGGACAGUCGGUCGGGACGCGCAUGUGACCACAACAGAAUAUCGCGCCGUUUAUUUUUGUUUCUCCGUGGUUCUCUGAUAGUUUCGUCGGUGUUGCGGUGCUCCGUCUCGUGAUUUUCCGCUCGCACAAGACCCAAAUGUACCUGACGAUGUACUACAGCAGUACAACGUAAUAAAAUCAUAAUAUUAUUAUAAUAAGGGUAUAGCACGGUAUACCAGACGACGACUGUUGACUAUAUUAGUGCCACCUCGUAUAGACAUCGCUCUGAAGCAGCGGAGCAACUAGAGGGGACGUCGUCGCCACGCCGGACGCCUACAUUUAAUUAUCUCAGACAAGUAGUUGCUGAUAGAGAAAAUUCACAUUCGACAAAGAAUAGGCCGAAAAGGGGUGAGGAGAAGAAGAUGAAGAAGAUGAGCCAUUGAACCGUGCUUACUUCCAAUGUAAACACGGUUUAAUUCCUUGCUUCAGAACCAAUUAAAACCACUUUACGAAUACAGUUGCUGAAAGAUAACCGCGUGAAAACAUGUGAUCUAUCCAAACGCGGCGGUUAACUGACAGAUUAGCAGCGGGCGUCGGUGAUCGGAUGGAGGACGAGUGCGACGGCGGUGCCGGCUGAAGAAGAGCGGACCGCAAAAGUAGUCGUCGCCGCCGUCUCGUGCUGCAGAGCGGCGUGCGCGGUCGCCAACGACACGAAUUUUGAUAUUAUUAUGACGUCUCGUUCACAGCCCUCGCCGGUGUUGCUGCUCUUGCUCACCCUCCUGUGGGACACCGUUUCCGGCACCGUUUCCAUCACCCGGCAUCAUCGUGGAGACGUGUUCGACGUGUCAGACGUGAAAUGUUCGAUGGAAACUUGUGUCGGAGUGAGCAGCGGUACGGCGUCGCUGGUCGACGGCAUCGUAGCCGCAGAACGCGAUUACCCGUCAUCGGUGGGAAGUAGAGGCUACAAACAAUCGACCGGAACGUCCGCGGAACCGUUGAACAGCGGAAACUGCAGGUGUCAGUGCAUACAACCCAUGCCCGUGUUCAGGGACGACUUACGGAUAUGUGUUGACGAUCUGCAAGAAUGUUCGUUAGCUUCAUUCGUGUCUGGCACAACGGUACAAAAGAUACCUUACGUAUUUCUACCACUACAAGGACAAAUCGUGUAUCCUAGUGCUGAAAUUAAAAUUACUGGUAUGCAAUAUCCUAUUUGUGCUAUUUCAAAGGCAAAAUAUUUAACUAGAGGAGGUUGGUUAAAUUUUAAAAACCAAUCGGACUUCGAAAUCCCUUUCCAAAUACACCGCGAAAAUGGACACAUAAUGUUAUUGUGGUUAGGUGAUUUACAAUCAAGGACUAACAUUGAAGGGAGACUAGUAUUGAUCGAAAUGAUUUGUAAAGAAACAUUAUCACAAGACUAUGACAACAGUUUUCAUCAAGCCACAACACCUUGCCUUUCAUUUAGAAUAGCAGGAACUCCAAGUGUAAAAGAAGUUUUAUUUUCAACUGACAUUCGAUCAUCAGAUAAUGCUUCUAGUUCAGGAUUAACAAUAAGUGAACUAAUAGCUGUGGCAAUUUGUUCUAUUCUAUUAGGAUUAAUGUACGUAGCAUCUAUUUUGUUGUACUUGCAUGUCCGUAAAGGGAGACCUAAGAGACAAAAUGGAGAUAUAGAAGCGUUUAAAAAUCCAUUAAUGUCAAAUGGUAUAACUGAAGAGGGCAUAGUAAAAAACAACCCUCUGCUACAACAUAGUUACAAUGAUAACGAGGCUUUUGAGUCAGACGAAGACAGAAAUUAUAGUAUAAGUACACAAGGAGAACCUUCUAUGGAUAUGAUGGAAAAUAAUAAUAUUAAUAGAAAUUUAACAACGGCUAUUGUACACCCUAUUCAGUCGUUUAACUCGUGUAUUGGCCAUUCAAUGUACUAUUCAGAUUCAAAUUCCAUAGAAAAACAUCCAGAAGAGGAUAUUUCAAUAGUAGAAACAUUGGAUAACAAAGAAGAUCGACCAGAUAAUAUCAGAUCAAUAGUGUGUGCUAACCCAAGAAAAAAACUUUACUUCAAUCCAGACUAUUUUGAACUUGAAUUAUUAAUGGCUCCUCCACCAGCAGCGUUAGAAUUUUUAGAAAAAAUUCGUGAAGUGAUACACGAAGCAAAAAGAAAAAUAGUGAUGAAAAAAUUCACACCAAAUCUUAUUGCGAUUCUUGAAGAUGCAAAUGAAGACACAAAUGAACCAUUAAGUUCUUGCAAUAAAUGCAAGACUCAAUUUAAAAUUAAAUCAGCUACAAUACAAAAAUGGUUGAUGAAUGUACCUAUAGAAGUUACCAAGCCCAAGAAAAAUCAAGCUCCUUGUAUUCCCGUUGAGAUAAAAGCAAAAGAUGGUGUUAAGGAUGGAAUCGACUUGCAACUUAAGGAAAACGAAUUAAAAUCAAAAACUAAUAAUAUAGAAGAAAACAAAGAAGAAGAAGAAGAAGAAGUAAUAGUAGAAGAAGAAGACAACGACGAUGACGAUGAUGAAGAAGAGGGUACUAACAUUGAGUGCGAUAGUUUGGAAAGAUCGAUGAAUCACAGGCAAAAAUGUGGAUAUCAUACACCAUCAGAGUACGGAUUCGUUAGACCAGACCUAAGUCCAGUAUUAAGUAAUUCUGCUUUACCAAUGGAUGAAGAACUUACCAUUAGAACCACAUACACUUAUGAUACUAUCACAAAAAGAGAAAGCUAUUAUGAACAUAUAUCUGGUCCAGACUGUAUACGAGAAAAACCUAAAAAGGAAAUCUUACCCGAUAUACUCAAUAGGUCAUCUGAACGUUAUAGUUUAGUUAGCGAAGUAUAUGUAAAUGAUAACUUUAAUACUAGUAUGUCACCUAAUAAUUCACUGGACAAAAAAAUUAAAAAGAAGAGUCCAGGUCAAAUAACUAUUGAAGUUGAAGACUGUCCCGAUAAUCAUCCAGCAGAAGAUUCCGACAGUUUUGAACCAGAUACAUUAGAUAGAAACUGUACAAAAAUAAAACCAAACUUGAAAGCAGUGUACUCUUCAGACUCAUUAGAGCAAUUCAAUAGUUCUAAAAGCAUAAAUAAUAAUGGAUUUGGUAGUUUAUUAGAGAUAUACGAAGCCAAGAAUGUCAUGGCUGAUGUGCAAAAGAGAAGGAAUAUGAGCCAACUUGAGGCCCAAUACUUAAAACCAGAUCCAAAACACUGUCGAAGGCAAAGAUGUCCAUCGCCCUUGUCUGUACAAAAGCCUCCAAAAAACGUCUGUGUCAGAAGCACUAGCAAACCCGGAGUCAAGCAAUUCAAUUGCACUAGCUCACAAUUCAACCAGCGAACCCACAAUAUCAUGGCUGGUGCUUCUGACAAACAAGCAGUCAAAGUUCAAUCAAGUUCGCCAAUUGAUCAUAACAGAUAUGAAGACUCCGGGUAUCUUAGUACUGAAUCUAACGAAUCUCUCAACAAAGUGGUGGCUACUAGUUUAGAUACAGAUGAAUCUGGGGCAGAAAGCAUAGACACAGAUUUCAAAUUUUUUAAAUCACGUACAGACCGUAAUUACUGUGAUUGGUAAUCAUUAUUUAUCCAAAGAUAUAGUUUUUAUCAAUUUAUUUUUAAUUAGUUAAUAUAAGUACCAAAAAUUAGAUUUAUUUGUAAAUAUUCAUAGAACAACAUUUAAAACAAUUUCUAUAUAAUAAAAAAUAAGAGGUUAGGUAAUUGAUCAAAAAUCAGUAUCAUUUAAAUCAAUUAGGCAUAUCUUCAUUCAUUACAAAAUAAUAACUUUUAGAAAAUAUACCCUAUGACAGAAACAUUUUUUGUUAACAUCAAUAUAGUAACUAUUAAUAUUAAUAUAAACAGUAAGAAUGUAUAGUUAUCAUAUGAUGCUGAUUAAAAUACUUUCCAGAGAUAAUCUUAAGAUUUUCUUUAACAAAUAUUAAUAUUGACUUUUAAACAAAACUAAACAUUGAAAAUAUUUUUUAUACAUCAACCGAAUUAAAUAAA